Messenger RNA from Melopsittacus undulatus (budgerigar), 4035 nucleotides. RefSeq names its product inositol polyphosphate-5-phosphatase K (gene INPP5K). Lineage: Eukaryota; Metazoa; Chordata; Aves; Psittaciformes; Psittaculidae. The record is from RefSeq and is a predicted model, not a curated record. The transcript has 13 exons. Gene Ontology annotation, cellular component: cytoplasm; plasma membrane; endoplasmic reticulum. The coding region runs from base 66 to 1484 and encodes 472 amino acids. Gene Ontology annotation, molecular function: phosphatidylinositol-3,4,5-trisphosphate 5-phosphatase activity; phosphatidylinositol-4,5-bisphosphate 5-phosphatase activity; inositol bisphosphate phosphatase activity. Gene Ontology annotation, biological process: negative regulation of insulin receptor signaling pathway; negative regulation of peptidyl-serine phosphorylation; phosphatidylinositol dephosphorylation.
CUCUGUGAGGGGAGCGGAGGCCGGGGCUCCCGGUGUCCCCUUCCCAGCGCCUCCCGGCCGGCUCCAUGGGCAUGGAACCGGCGCACCGCGGUGCCGUGAGGGAGCUGAGACUGCAUGUGGUUACCUGGAAUGUGGGCACAGCUUCUCCACCUCCUGAUGUCAGUAGUUUACUUCAGCUGGAUUCACUGGGCACAACUAUGGAUAUGUAUGUUAUAGGCUUACAGGAGGUAAACUCAAAAAUCACAAAUUUCCUGUCUGACUUGGCAUUUGAUGAUCCGUGGAGCAUUUUCCUUAUGACUGUAUUGUCUCCUUUGGGAUAUAUCAAGCUCUCCUCCGUUCGCAUGCAGGGAUUGCUACUUCUGAUCUUCGUGAAGCAUGUCCACCUGCCUUUCAUACGGGACCUUCAUACCCAGUUCACACGCACAGGCCUCUAUGGAUACUGGGGCAACAAAGGAGGUGUCACCAUUCGCAUGUCUCUCUAUGGUCACACAGUUUGUUUCAUGAACUGCCACUUGCCAGCUCACAUGGAGAACACAGAGCAGCGACUGGAUGACUUUGAGAAAAUUCUGGAAAUGCAGUUUGAAGGAGAGAAUAUUCCAAGUGCCUUGGAACAUGAUGUUCUCUUCUGGUUUGGAGAUCUGAACUUUCGGAUCGCGGAUUAUGGCAUACACUUUGUCCGGGAAUCAAUAAACAACAAGCGUUACAAUCUGCUCUGGGAAAAAGACCAGUUAAAUAUGGCUAAAAAGAAGGAAGCAUUUCUUCAGGAAUUCAUAGAGGGUCCUCUGCACUUUAAACCCACCUACAAGUUUGACCUUUAUUCGGAUAUAUAUGACACAAGAGAGCAGAAGUCCCUCUUUUGGUUUAAUGAGAAGAAAAGAAAGCCAGCGUGGACAGACAGAAUCCUUUGGAGAGUGAAGAACCUCUGCCAGCCUGCACCAAAAGGCGGCGAAUUCUCUGAGGAGCAGCAGACAAUUUCUGUUACUUUGAAUAAUUAUAUCAGUCACAUGAGCUAUGGCAUCAGCGAUCACAAACCUGUUACAGGAACAUUUGGGCUUGAGUUGAAGCCUCUUGUAUCAGAACCUUUGGUCACACUGAGUCCUGAGGGCGAGUGGAGUGCAGAACACGAUGUUCUCAUCAACUAUUCUGCAGUGCCUGAAUUCCCAAGCAGUGCCUGGGACUGGAUUGGCCUCUUCAAGGUGACUUUCAAGCAUGUGAAUGACUAUGUUACUUAUUCUUGGGUAGAAGAUGAUGAAAUUUCUUCUAGCAAAGAUGGUAAACAAGUUUACAUGAGUGCUGCAGAGAUACCAGAUGUGGGAGGUGAAUUCUUGCUUUGCUAUUAUAGCAAUAAUCUGCAAUCAGUAGUUGGUAUCAGCCAGCCUUUUCAGAUUCAGCCUAACAGAACAUUAAUAGGAAAGGAGCUGCCACAGGAAGAGAACAGUUGGAUGCAGAGACCUGACAAUCUGGAAUCGCAUGACGAGUUCUGAAGCAGAAAGGGCAUUUAGUGGUCCCGAUUCAGGAGUCAGAUGCUUCCUUAUGUCUUAGUAAGAAUAAAAGCUUAUAAUGAGAAGAUGGAGUAAGACAGUGCAAGACAGGUAGGAUUGUUCAGAAACUUUGUAAGCUCAUAGGAGAUAAUUUAUUGCAGAAACAGGUAUUUUUAUUGGUAUGGAGAGAGUAAUUCUCUUGCACUGGAUAAGAACCAUAGAAGUAGCACCUGCUGAAUGCUAUAUGUUUUAAGGUGGUAGACAUUUCUAGUACAAGGAUUUAAGCUAAGGAAGUUGUGAUCUGUAUUAGAUUUUUGGGCUUGCUUCUUUUUUGUAGAGGAUAUUUUAUUUAUGACACAAUAGUUACUACACUGUAACCCCUCAAUCGUUGAUUUCCAGAUUUUGAGUUUAAAUGAAGUUAUUUAAGAAGCUAUUUAUUAGAUAGAGCAGGUUUUAAAGUUUUAUUUGCCUUUCAAACAUUAGCUGCUUGCCUUUGGGGAAACACAGUAGCAAUGGGUCACAUGAAAACAUCUUUGGAGUGUGUAAAGUCUCUUUUGAUGGUAGAUCCCAUUUCUCCAUGCCUUACUGAUAGCUGUUUGUAGAAUUUUCCAAUUCUCAGUUUUCCAAAUUGAGAUACAUUUAUCAAAAUGUGCAUUUCCUGCUUUUUUUGUAAAGCAAAUUAUCAAUUUGCUUAUUGCAUUUCUCCCUCUGAUUUAAGAGAAGUAAAAUAACCAGGAUCCCACAGUUUCUGACACGAGGUGAGCAGAGCAGAGCUCCUGAAGCACUGAAUGGCAGAGCUCAUGGUAUUAACCCCAACUGGUUUCUGUUGUUAUAGUGAGUUUGGAAAUGUAAAGUCAAAUUUAAGUACUUCCCUGGUACCAUCCUGCCAUAUCAUUGCUACUCUUGCUACAGAGAUGAUGUGAAUUGUAAAUGGGGAAUUUCUGUGGAACAGAGUCUUCCUCAUGGCAUCAUCUCUGCUAUGAAAAUUGUAAAUCUCUACAAUUUAUAGCAAUAUAGGACCUGAAAAAUUCCUGUUUUUCUAGAGGUGCUUAAACCUUAAUGUGUCCUCCCAGUGGAGGAUGGAGAUGGACUAAGAAACAUUAUGUACCUUUAAAAACCUGAAAGGUAGGUAGUUGGCUUCAGAAAUGGUUUUGUUUCUUGAUGAGGAAAUGGAGGUCUUUGGAAAGGAUUGGAAGAGACACCAACACUCCAUAGAAACUCAGAGUGCAGUGCUGGAAAAGAGCACUUGUGAGUCUCCCAUGUUGUAGAUACACAGCCUCAAGCUACCUACCAUGUGUGGUAAAUAGAGUUACUACACACUCUUCCGUUGCUUAUGGAUGGAAGAGAGAAAGUUUGGUUCACGUGGAAGAGCAAAGCAAAGGGUGUUGUUGUAUUUAUGCUGGAGUCUUGCUUCAGAACCCAAUGGAUUCCUUUGUGCUCUUUUCCUCAAAGCCUUAGUUUUUACAGGAUUCUUUUGAGAUCAGAAGUUAACACCUUGAUGUGGCAUUUGGUUUGCAGUUACUUGCUUACAGCAUUCACUGUAUAAAGUCUUCUGAGGUCUGGAUGUCUUUGUAUGCUGUGGAAACUGUUGCAUAGGCUAACUAGGUAGGUAGUUGCAGUGUGGAGUUUAAGAACACUUGACUCUGUACAUUUUAGUUAGUGGUAUCUCAGAGUUAAUGCUCGGUUUUGGGAAUUGUUUCCAGUUGUAAGUAGUGAGGGCAGGUUCAGAGGGUAUUGUGUUCAUUGCAUGGAUUAAAACUGUGUAAACUUGAGGUUUACACUCUAUACAUUCCUCUUACACUUUGGAACAAUAGGAGAAACAGUUUUCAUAUCUGCCCUGGUCUUACAGGAAUUAGUUUUGCACUGAAUCUGUCAGAUAUGUGACUUUAUGGCAGUUGAGGGCAUCAGACAAAUCCCUACUGAAUUGCAAAGGACUUCUGCAGUUCUCAAGUUGGACUCUCUCCGGUUUCACUUGUGGAACUGUGUUACCAUGCUCCAUGCAAGGAGAUUGUGUGGAGAGCUCAGAGAAAAGUGGUCUUUGUAUUCCAGACCACAGCUGGUGAUUUAUUGUGGACCAAGAUCCAGUUUCUUCUAAUCAGGGUGCAUCUGCUGUUCACGAGCAGCUCAGAGGGGGAGCCAUACAGCCGCUUUACAUGGGUGAGGAGCUCAGGAUCCUUCAUGUCAUGUGAGAGCUGAUAACCCUCUCUCAAUCGCUGGACACAGAAGCUGCAUUUUGUAAACUAAUCCUUUGACCCACAGGACUUCACUGAGAAUGCCCACAGCAGCUGUGAUUGAAUCUGCUUCAGUGGUAGUAGGACACUGCACACAACUGGGUACUUCUUUCUUCAGUAUUAUGCACACAAGGGGCACUUUUGUUACUACUGUUACCUAUGGUAGCUUUCCAAACUAUUCCAUCACCUGUAAUCAUGCAAUUUCUGAUGAAAUUUUCUUAAAACACCUUUCAUUGGAUGUUAUAACCACUGGAAAUGUUUUUAUACUCACAUGGUUUCUUUUCAUGUACCAUUAAAAUAAAUCCUGGCAGUGAAGUGUUCUA